AUGGAUAUCAACGCUGUGGAGCGACCUCCCAUGGAGAUGCCGUAUUCGGCUGCAGGAAUACCGACGUCGAUUCAGAGCAGUCCCAGCACCUUCUCUGCCACUUCAGUCCCGAGCCCCAUGGUUCAAGAUGGCUUCUAUGCGCACCAACCAGCAACCCAGCCAGCAUAUACAGCAGCGGAAACUCAACCAGCUAUGGUUCGGUACCACCAACCGAUUCAGCAUCACAUGGCACAGCCUCAGCAGCCGGUUGUAUCGCAGCCACAGCAUAUGCCUGCCACACCGGAAGACUACUGUCGACCAUCAUGGCACUAA
Messenger RNA from Fusarium poae, 312 nucleotides. RefSeq lists its product as uncharacterized. The coding region runs from base 1 to 312 and encodes 103 amino acids. The transcript has 2 exons. The record is from RefSeq and is a predicted model, not a curated record. Lineage: Eukaryota; Fungi; Ascomycota; Sordariomycetes; Hypocreales; Nectriaceae.